AACAUGACCCAUUGACCUCAUAUGGUCUUGAGCCACAUGUCAACUAAACAUACGACUUCUAUAUUAUAGCUAAUGUGGGCUGCUGAAUUGUACAUCCAGGGCACUUUUUACAACAGACGUAAAUCUUGACUCUCAGACACAUAUUGUAAUACAAAUCUAGAUGAAUAUGGCAGCUACCUCUGUAAGGAAAGUAAUAACAGCUUCUAAAGCCCCGACACCUCGAGCACCGUAUAGCCAAGGAGUUCAAAUUAACAACACUCUGUAUAUCUCUGGACAAACUGGAGGCAAUCCUGAGACACAGACAAUAGUUUCUGGAGGAGUAGUUGCUGAAGCUGAGCAGGCUUUGAAAAACAUUGGUGCUAUUUUAGAAGCUGCUGGGAGUUCAUUUGAUAAAGUUGUGAAAUGCACUGUUUUAUUGCAAGAUAUCAAUGACUUUGCUGCAGUCAAUGAGGUGUAUUCUAGAUACUUUCCCAAUAUUAAACCAGCUAGAGCAGCUUAUCAAGCUGCUGCUCUUCCACGGGGAGCCAAAGUAGAAAUUGAAGCCAUUGCAAUAGUUGGAGAAAUUAUUGAUGAAUGAAUAUUUGUAGUAUAUAACUUCAAUCUAGAAAAUUACAUGAAUGGCUUGUAGACUUCAUGUGUUAUAUGUUAAGGCAUAUAAGUAAUUGUUACUUGAAGAAUACAAUUAAAAAUGGCAAUGAAUAUUUUA
Biomphalaria glabrata is the source of this 706-nucleotide messenger RNA. Its product is annotated as 2-iminobutanoate/2-iminopropanoate deaminase-like. The record is from RefSeq and is a predicted model, not a curated record. Gene Ontology annotation, cellular component: cytosol. Bases 161 to 577 code for a protein of 138 amino acids. Gene Ontology annotation, molecular function: deaminase activity. The transcript has 6 exons. NCBI's taxonomy places the organism in Eukaryota, Metazoa, Mollusca, Gastropoda, Planorbidae.